Molecule: messenger RNA, 1326 nt
Organism: Lodderomyces pseudojiufengensis
Lineage: Eukaryota; Fungi; Ascomycota; Pichiomycetes; Serinales; Debaryomycetaceae
Gene: MAF1
Product: RNA polymerase III-inhibiting protein
Exons: 2
Coding region: 1-1326 (441 amino acids)
Biological process (GO): negative regulation of transcription by RNA polymerase III
Cellular component (GO): nucleus
Molecular function (GO): RNA polymerase III core binding
Source: RefSeq, a predicted model, not a curated record
AUGAAGUACAUUGAUGAAAUAGAUUUAGAACUAGUUAAUCAAGAAUUAAAUUUCAAAGUCCCAGAUAAUAAUCUAAGUAUAAGAGGAGGGUGUGAAUUAUUUACAACAAAACCAAUAGGAUCAGAUAGAAAAUUAUUUAAAACUAUUGAUAAACAUUUAAAUCAAAUAAUAGAAGAUAAUGAAUUAUCAAGAUCAUUAGAAAAAGAAAGACAAAGUUCUAUAGGCUCAUUAUUUGGAAUUAGUGGUAGUCCAAUUGAUAUAAGAAUUAACAAUAAUCAAUUUAUAAAUGAAAGAAAAAGAAGAUCAAGUUCAAAUCUGGGGAAAUUAAAUUUUCAAAAAAAUUCAAUAACAAGUAAUACAACUGAUGAUGAUACUGCUAGUAAUACAUCAUUAUUAUCAAAAUCUUUAAAUAAUGAUGAUAGUAUAAUCGAACCUCAAGAUGUUCCAAUAGAUGAAUCACCAUUUGGACCUUUAAAAAGUACAUCAACAAGAAGAACUUUUGCAUAUUUAAUUGCAAUAUUAAAUAAUACAUUUCCUGAUCAAGAUUUUUCAAGUUUACAACCAACUUAUGAAAAUUUUUAUAAAAUUGAAACUUCAGAAGAUUUAAUUCAAAAAUUUAAUAAUUUAUUAAUUUCUUUGGGAAAAAAGGAAGAUAUCUUGAACUGGAUUUGGGAUAUAAUAAAUUCUUAUAUGGAAGUUAUACCUUCAAAAAAUUCAUCUCCAUAUUUAUCAGGAUUAAGUGGUAGUCCCACAGAUACAAAUGGUCAUAAUUAUAAUCAUAGUAAUAGUAGGAAAAAUAGUAUAAAUAAUAAUAGUAGAAAUGGAUCUUAUUCAACAUUAACUGGAGUAAAUGGUAUAAGUAGUAAUUCACCACCUAGUUCUAACUCAAAUUCAAAUUCAAAUUCACCUUAUGAAAAUUGUCAAAUAUAUCAAUUUCAACCAAGUGAUGAAUCAAUAUUUGAAGAUUUAACAUAUCCUCAUCAACCAAUGUGGUCAUAUUAUUGGUUUAUAUAUAAUAGAAAAAGGAAAAGAGUUACUUUUUUACAUUUAACAGCUAUACAAAUAUUAAAUUUUGAUAAAACAAAACGAAAUUCCAAGGAUAGUAAGGGUGAUGAUAAUGAAUUAAUACAUGAUGAAUAUUAUGAUGAUGAUGAAGAAUAUGAUGAAAAUGAUGAAUAUAUAAAUAAUAAUGGAGAAGAAGUUGAGGAAGAUGAUGAUGAUGAUGAUGAAGAUGAUGAUGAAUUUGAUAAUGAACAAGAAGAAGAUGUAGAAAAAAAUAUUAUUGAUGAAGAGAAUGCUGAUGUUGUUGGUGAUCUCGAAAUAUGA